GAACUGUUCAUGAUGAUAACCUUAGGUAUUGCGGGAACCCUGGAAGGAACAGCGGACUAGGUACUUACAUAGAAUGGGUAACACUGCAACAGUUGCUCCCCUCCCCAAUUUUACAACAUCAAGGAAAAUCCUACUUUUUGACAUCACGUCGACACGGAUAUCGCUGUCAUCAGCCCUUAUUUUCUUGAUCUGACCUUUGAAUUUCUUAUUAAGUGCAAUUCAACGACAGAAAAUGGUUGAGCUCAGAAAGCGCAAAGCGCCAGUGCAACCUCCUGCGAUAGAGAAAAGAGCCAAGAAAGGCCAAUCGUCUACUACAACACCCACAGACACUGCUAAAAAACACACUUCCAAGUCCUCUGGGUUGUCUAGUGGUAUUCCUGGUGUUGGCGACACAAUUGUUCUAGAGGGAUUUGGCGGUGAGAUUGAGACAAGCGAAGGUACGAAGACGACUCUAAAGAAUCUCGUGGAUGCGAGUCAUUCUGGUGUUGUACUGUUUACAUAUCCAAGAGCCUCAACUCCUGGCUGUACCAAGCAAGCCUGCUUGUUUCGCGACAGUUACGAUCACAUAACUUCGACUGGUCUAUCUGUCUACGGCCUUUCGACGGACUCGCCCAAGGCUAACACUACGUUCAAAACCAAGCAGAAUCUUCCGUAUUCUCUCCUGUGCGACACUUCGGCCGCGUUGAUUGCAGCCAUCGGGUUCAAAAAGGAGCCCAAAGGAACAACUAGAGGCGUUUUUGCGGUAGAUAAAACAGGUAAAGUGUUGCUUCUACAGGCGGGUGGCCCAGACGCGACAGUGCAGGCUGUGGUGCAAUUGAUUUCUACGAAUCUCAAAAAAGAUGAAUUGAAGCCGGAGACCAAAGCCAGUCGAGUCACCAGUCACGGAUAAUCAAGAAUAUCCACCAGAUUCAUAUCGGCGAAAGUGAAGCUGCGAUUUCCACUUGCUAUUGGCAAAGCCAGGUCAAUAUCCAUAAACAUUAUUAUGUAUUCAAAACAAACGUUAUUUCCUAGCCCCUAACCACUGAGGCACCAAUGGCCGAUUUUAAUGGCGUUGGAGUUUACCAAUCGCUGCGCCCUUGUUCUCCAAAUUAAUCAUUUACUUCCGUAAAUUUUCGCCACUGACCUUCCUGUUACAACCGUAGCACUUGGCGAGUUUUUUAUAAAAGGAAAG
Messenger RNA from Aspergillus wentii DTO 134E9, 1171 nucleotides. RefSeq names its product thioredoxin peroxidase DOT5. NCBI's taxonomy places the organism in Eukaryota, Fungi, Ascomycota, Eurotiomycetes, Eurotiales, Aspergillaceae. Gene Ontology annotation, molecular function: thioredoxin peroxidase activity. The transcript has 3 exons. The coding region runs from base 233 to 889 and encodes 218 amino acids. Gene Ontology annotation, biological process: cell redox homeostasis; cellular response to oxidative stress. The record is from RefSeq and is a predicted model, not a curated record. Gene Ontology annotation, cellular component: cytoplasm.